Messenger RNA from Drepanopeziza brunnea f. sp. 'multigermtubi' MB_m1, 1836 nucleotides. RefSeq lists its product as uncharacterized. The record is from RefSeq and is a predicted model, not a curated record. Gene Ontology annotation, cellular component: DNA replication factor A complex; nucleus. Lineage: Eukaryota; Fungi; Ascomycota; Leotiomycetes; Helotiales; Drepanopezizaceae. Gene Ontology annotation, molecular function: damaged DNA binding; single-stranded telomeric DNA binding. Gene Ontology annotation, biological process: telomere maintenance via telomerase; DNA replication; double-strand break repair via homologous recombination.
AUGGCCGAAGAAGCGCAAAAGCAUAUCACUCGAGGUGCUCUGGAUGCUAUUUUCAACGACCCCAUCGCCCUCCAGGAGCAAUACCCGGUUCCGGUAUGCCAAUGUGUACAGAUCAAGACUCUUGCAUCCUCCGGCGAAGGCGCGGCGGAUCGUUAUCGUCUCGUACUGAGCGAUGUCGAUAAUUUUGUGCAGAGCAUGCUCGCCACUCAGGCAAACCAUGUUGUGCACGAGGGAAAGCUGAAGAAGGGUUCUAUCGUCAGACUCAAGCAGUACCAGGCAAAUGCCGUCAAAGGCAAGAGAAUUCUGAUUAUCUUGGACCUCGAGGUUAUCGAAAGCUUGGGAGAGAUGGAAAAGAUCGGAGACCCCGUUGCUCUUACUGUAAAAGAAGAGCCAGAUGUCAAGCCUGCGAAUACGACAAUUGCUGGCAACGGCUUUUACGGAAACCAGCCCAAGGCAUCCGCUCCCAUCAAGCAAGAACGAGCACUUCCUUCCCGGACUGGACCGUCGAGUUCCGCGUCGCAUGCUACCAUAUACCCCAUCGAAGGCUUGUCGCCAUAUGCUCAUAAGUGGACUAUCAAAGCUCGUGUGACUCAGAAAUCUGACAUCAAAACAUGGCACAAGCCGAGCAGUGAGGGAAAGCUGUUCAGCGUUAAUCUUCUCGAUGAAACUGGCGAGAUCAAGGCAACAGGUUUCAACGACCAAUGUGACCAGUUAUACGAGCUAUUCCAAGAAGGCGCGGUCUAUUACAUUUCGAGUCCGUGCAAAGUCCAACUUGCAAAGAAGCAGUUCUCUAAUCUCUCAAACGACUACGAGCUCACAUUCGAGAGAGACACGGUCGUAGAGAAGGCGGAAGAUCAAGCUGACGUCCCUCAAAUCCGGUACAACUUCACCGGCAUCGGAGAGCUUCAGAAUAUCGAGAAAGACUCCAUGAUCGACAUUAUUGGGGUUUUGAAAGAGGUAGCGGAUGUCAACCAGAUCGUGUCGAAGACCACACAAAAGCCUUUCGACAAGCGUGAACUCACUCUUGUCGAUGAGAGUGAUUUUUCUGUUAGACUGACAAUUUGGGGAAAGUCUGCGGUCUCCUUCGAUGCGAUACCCGAAUCGAUCAUCGCUUUCAAGGGCGCCAAAGUCUCGGAUUUUGGUGGUCGAAGUUUGAGCUUGCUGUCUUCCGGGACCAUGGCUAUCAACCCCGAUAUCUCAGAGGCUCACAAGCUUAGGGGGUGGUACGACUCCCAGGGACGAAUGAACACCUUCCAGUCGCACCAGAACAUGUCUGGCGCGGGAGCUGCCGGGGGUCGAAGUGAUCCCUUAAAGACAAUUGCGCAAGUCCGAGAGGAAAACCUGGGCAUGUCUGAGCAACCGGAUUACUUUUCCGUCAAGGCCACUAUCGUCUAUAUCAAGCAAGAUAACUUUGCCUAUCCCGCAUGCUUAAACGAUGGUUGCAACAAGAAGGUUAUCGACAUGGGCGACGGCAGUUGGCAGUGCGAGAAGUGCAACGUCAGCCACCCAAAGCCCGAGUAUCGAUACAUCAUGUCAUUGAACGUGAACGACUACACGGGCCAGCUGUGGCUGAACUGCUUCGACGAUGUCGGACGUCUGGUCAUGGGUCAUAGUGGUGACCAACUCAUGGAGCUGAGGGAGAAUGACACGGCGGCCAUGGAGAAGGCAUUCGAGACUUCAAAUUGCACGACUUACAUCUUCAAGUGCAGAGCGAAGAUGGACAACUUCCAAGACCAAACAAGAGUCCGCUACCAAGUCAUGAAUGCCUCGCCCGUCAACUUUGUUCAGGAGGCGAAGAAGCUCGCAGAUCUCAUCAAGUUGUACAACAUUGAUUAG